Messenger RNA from Symsagittifera roscoffensis, 2398 nucleotides. RefSeq lists its product as uncharacterized. The record is from RefSeq and is a predicted model, not a curated record. NCBI's taxonomy places the organism in Eukaryota, Metazoa, Xenacoelomorpha, Acoela, Convolutidae. The transcript has 6 exons. The coding region runs from base 375 to 2252 and encodes 625 amino acids.
UAAAAACGAAAACAACGUACCAUCAAAUUAUUCAAACAACUACACCAUAUAAAAACGCACUUGCUAUUUAAUACCACACAGUAUGACAUUUUUAGUCUCAUAAAAGCUCAAUUUUUUAGACUCAUUCAAGCUUAAACGGAAAAAUAUUGUUCAUUUUGAAGCUCUUUUGUCUGAAGCUUCAAUAAAAAAAAGCUUUUGAGAGAAAUCAGCUUUUAAUUGGACUUUACUUCCCUAAAAUUUAAGCAAUCGGUGGGAAUCAUCUUUUUAUUGACAAAGAUUUGUCUAUCAUAAUAACAUCCAAUUCCAGCUAAACUAGUGCAAAUUUAAUACUGGUUCCAAAAACAAACGGAAAAAAAUAUUUAGAAGAAUUCAAAAUGUCUGACGACGGAAAUAAUUCGGACUGGGACGAGGUCGAAAACCGAAGAUCAGGAGUCGCGAGUCCUAUUUAUGAAGUACAAGCGAACUCAGACGACGAUCAGUUAGCCGAAAUCGAGCUGGUCGGAGAUCGAAAACCAAAUGGCGUAGAUACGGCUCAAAAUCCGAAUGAAAACCCGAGAUCGACCGACGAACCGGACCAAGGAGACGAAGCUGCUUACGAGUACGAAGUUGAGGAAGACUUUCAAGAAAACACCGACAGAUCGGAAGAAUCGAACUACGAAGAGGAUAACGAAGUCGCUGAGAAUCGAUACGACUCACAAAACGAGCAGCAAAACAGCGAUGAUGAUCACAGUCGAAACGAUGACAUGCCGAACGGCGGAGAAUAUUACGAAACCGAUGAGCGAUCGGAACCGAACGAAGCCAAUGAAGUGGAAGGCGAGUAUGACGUUAUAGGUCAUAAUGCUGCAGUUAGUGCUACCGGUGACGUAACUGCUACCAGAAAUGACGUAAUUGAAGAUCAAACUAACGGAGAGGAGAUGAUAGUCGUGGAAACGCGUGGAAAGCCGACUCUGUUCGCGGAGAGAGAAGACGACGAUGAAAUUGGGUUCCAAUUUGUACGAACUCUGGAGAGCGCUCCUCCACAAAAGAGGGAUGCGAAAGUAGAUCCACACGCCCCUAAUCAUAGUGACGAAGAGAUAGUCGUUGAGAGGAGGGACAAAAAGGAGGUCGACUUGGGGUGUCCGAGGGAGCACAAGAGCCCGAAGGAGAGAUCACACAAGAGUUCUGACCACGUGCAAGCAGUGAGGAGGCAAUCAAGUGUGCCCAAAUUUGAGGACCCUCCAGACGAAGAGGAAUUGCACUUCAUGUCUCCCGUUGAAGGUGACAACGACAACUCCGCUCCCCACAAGGAUUCGAAGAGUAACAAGCUCGGUUCCAAGCCCACUAGACGCGCAUUCACUCGAAGCAAAACUGUUCCAACUAUCCCGACAACCUCCAAUUCUGUGGACCAGAAACCGGCACUGAAGAAAGCUGAACCCAAAAAUUACAGUGAAAAACCCUCGAAAGUACUAGACAGCAAAGAUAGCAGGGGUGUCAAAUCUUCUUUACUCAACUCUAACGACAAUCGACGUCAGAUGAAACGCCAGACGUACCUGGAUUCACAGACGCAUCAGGACACACAGCUGUUCAUAAACAGUCACGUGAUUCACUUGACCUCCCCCAUGACUCCCGAGAAGAUCGAACGCGAGGAGCUUCUAAACAGGCACUACGGUCCUAAGCCCAAAAUAAAUUUCUUAGACGACUUCGAUGAUGACUCCGUUGCCAAUUCAUGUCGCCAUAAACCGUACAAGUUUCCUAGCACACUGAAAAGCAGCGUUUCCAAGCCAGAACUCGAGAAGUUGACGCGUGAUCCCGACGAGGUGGAAACCCCUCGAGCGACUUCGCCUGUCAGAGUUCCCAGGAUCCCUUACAUACCACGCAGGCACCUACCAUACCCAUUGCUAUAUCCGUAUAGAAACUACUACUCGUUUGAGAAGUACCUCGACAACAUCGAUUUCGAGAUGCGCGCAUUCGAACGGGAGCUUGACUGGAUUAAAUUCCGAAGGCCGCUUUACUAUGUUAGUCCUCUGAGAUUGUCGAAGUUUUAUGAAGCGAUGGAAAACUUUGAAGGCGUAUCCAAGACUCUGAAAGAAGAGAAGCCUAUUCUAGUCCCACCGCCCCCUCCAAAACCUGAAGUGACUUACCCUAGAUUCAAAACAACGACAAUGUGUCCGGAGAGUCUGUUGGACGUGGAGCGCAGAAUAGACCGACUGAACGACAGAGCUCACUCUCUCAACACCACCAUCAGACACCUCCGAUCUGUGUGGGACUACUAGAGAGUCAGAAGCGACAAAACGCAACUAUCAAUGAUGUUUAUUUGUAAAAUCUGAUGACCAAUAUCAACAAUACUCGGCCUGCAAAUUUCAUACAUCGAUGCUUUAGUACUAAAUUCAAUCAAUCCAAUUCAUUUGUUGUUACAGAA